Pecten maximus is the source of this 2663-nucleotide messenger RNA. RefSeq lists its product as uncharacterized. The transcript is spliced from 5 exons. The coding region runs from base 358 to 2115 and encodes 585 amino acids. The record is from RefSeq and is a predicted model, not a curated record. NCBI's taxonomy places the organism in Eukaryota, Metazoa, Mollusca, Bivalvia, Pectinida, Pectinidae.
AUUAUUUACCUGGAACUAUUUUCAGGUUGCGAUUUAUAUUGAUACAGCAAAAAUGACGUUGCUGGGUACACAUUUUCCAAGAGAAGAAAAUGGAUAGGCCUGAACGAACCAUGGGAGACGAGACAGAUAGUUUGAUUGCUGGAGCAGCUUGGCUGCAGAUCCUUUUGAACAGUCCAGAAAAAGAAAUCAUCAAAAUGAUACAGCGAAACCCCCAACUUGUGUCACAGAAAAUAUCAUUAACAUGUUUGGGUCAGUUGAAUGUAAACGAGAGCCCAGGAAUGUAGAUGUUCCCGUCAUCUAGAGACUUUACAAGGACAGGGAAGUCAGAAAACAGAGGACCUGUUAGCGGAGUUUCACAUGUCAAUACUGCUGGGUGUCUGUCCACAUGUUCUGUCCAUUCUCCACAACUAUGAUGAAACAUCUUCAGAAUCAACAGCCAAUAACCCUCAGAUCUUAGAAAACAUUCAUGAACUGAUAUCUCGGUUGUAUAAAAAGCAUAAACAUUCUGCUGGAGUCAACAUGAACCAGAAUCUUACUGAUCCCAGUGAACGUUCUGUGAGGUCGUUCAUGCUCAAGUGCCUUGUCCCGUAUUCGUGCACAGCCAGUAUUUCUGCUAUUCACAUAGCAACAGCUCUCGGAAAACACAAACUUCUUUGGGAAAUUUUGUCAGACAGGGUGACACCAGUCGGCAGUUUAUGCUUUCAUUUUGAAUCUGGAUACCACAGUGCUUCUCCAUUUCAUAUCGCUGUGUUGCAUAGACAGUAUAAUGCCAUUGAUAUUCUGGGGAAAAAAUUCCCGCAAAUGGCUUGUAACAUGGAUCGACAUUUUGGCCGAGGAAACAUCACCCCAUCCACAUUGGCAGCACAAAUGAGUGAUCUGUCUGCUUUGCGCCACAUGUUGAAAUACAAAACUCCUGUUGAAGGUUUGAACUCUCGGGCAUUGCUUGCUUCUCUUGAAAACCGAUCGAUGGACUGUGCUGAGUUUCUUGUUAAAAAAAAGCAUGCUCGCCUAGACAGCGUCUUGAAUCGAGACGUGCCCUGCAUCUUUGAUUUACAGGAGUCGGAUCAAACCCUCAAACUACUUAAAGAAUUAAUCCUUAACCCUGCAGAAAAAAACUUCCUCAAACUUUUGAUGGAUUAUUCUUGCUUCCCUGUCAACACGGUUAUUUCUUUUUGCAUCCACCUAGAAGCAAUCAAGACAACGGAAUAUCUACUUAAAUCCACAAAAGCAGCCUCCAUGACACGUUCUCCAAAGUACAUGUGCCUGCUUACCAUGGCAACUUUCAAAAACUCUCCUGGUCUUCUAAGUGUACUGAUCCGCUAUAUUGGACCAAAACAUUUACCCUUGUAUACAAUCAAUUCCCCUCUCUACUGGGCUAAAGUUCUGCAAUAUGACAAAUGUGAAAACAUCCUGGCAAAGUCAUUAUUAGGAAAUAAAGGAAAAUUUGAAACUGACAUGGCAUCAAAUCCUCCAUUUCCUGCCCUAAUCCAGGAAUCCAGAGCUGUAGACAUGGACCUGUUUGGACCUGUGAGGAGGCUGAAGGACGUUGGUCAUGACAUCAAUGCCACCAUUGGCUUAAGAGUAUCAUGCUUGGACGAGGCCACAUAUGAGAGAGGUCCUUUUGCUUCAGUUAAAAAGUAUGGGCCACUUGUUAGUCUUCUGCUAGAACUAGGAGCAGACGUAUUUGCUACAAAAAUGUAUAACGUCCCAGAUCAAGUGAUGCACCCUCCGAUGCUGUUACGCCUGCUGUGGGCUAAUGUUGAUAUCUGCGGACCACAACAUACUGGAGGUACUGUCUCGGGUCUGCGUAGCUCCACACCUCCAAUUAUGCCAAUGGUCAAUUCUUCAAUGCAGUUGCUAAUCCUACGUACAGCCCACACUAUUUGCAAAGACAAUAUUGACUUUUUGAGGUCCAAAUUGGGGGAUUAUGAUGAAGAUAGUACAACAUAUGGCGACCUCGCUGACCACCUUAAGGAAUACAUUGAUAGCCCACAGCCACUGCUACGUCUGUGCAGGAAUUCCAUUCGAAGAUCAGCUGGCAUUCAUCCUACACAAGUUCCUGGAGAGUCAAACAUUACCAAAGAGACUUGUCAAUAUAUUGACACUGAAAGAUGAUUUGGAACCGCAUUGGCAGGGCAGUGGAGACACAUUUUGGAAAUCCUUCUAUAACAGGUUAUGAAUUUUCCCACCUGAUUUAGGAUGUACAAUUUGGCAGUUACUUGUAUGAUGAUCCAUGGAAUCCAUGUCAAGGGAGGUAAUUCAUCACAGGAGUCCCAGGAUAUAUUGUACUGUGAUUUAGUUGUGUACAAAGCAGAAUUUUAUUUGAAUUAUAUCAAAACAAAUCAAUAAUGCAAACAAAUACAUUUUUAUAUCAUGUAUGUAAAUAUUUAUUUAAUUAACAUGAGUAACAGUAAUGCAAUAUUAGAGCUAUCUUUAGCUGAACUUGUUCAAAGGGCUGGUGUCCAGCUUAUGCUAUGGGACAGUGUCCGCUGUCUGUCGUCCAUUUCGUUUAAAUUGUUACUAGUCCUGAAAACCUGAAUAUUUUUUUAUUUAAUUUUGUAUAGAGCAUUAUUGGGCAGAGGAAAUCCAAUGUUUUACAAACGGGAGGGCAUUUCUCCCUUGGGGCCAAAAGGGUAGGGGAAAUUAUCAAAUAUAGCAAAAAA